UCAGCGGAGCGACAUAACCUAAAAAUACUUAAUUAAAAGUUUAUUUGCAAUAAGAGAUUAUCGCAUAAUAUUUAAGUUUUAACAUGAAAUUAAGCCUGCUCUGCUAGUAGUUUAAGAUCAUCCAAUACUGUAGUAAGACGUUAAGUAUGAAUUGUUUGCGAUUGCUGAACGCGAGCCAUAAAAAUCUAUUCAAAGUUUCUUCAAUCAAAUAUGCUACCCAUCCACUGAAGUUUUUGGAAGCACAGUCGAAGUGGCAAGAAAAAGAUGGUGUGUCGAAGAGAUGGCAGUUGAUAUACAAAGCACCCAUGGACACACAACUAAACUAUGCGACAACUUACCUUACUUUGUCGACCGUCUCUGUGGCUGCGGGCGGAUUGUACUAUGCUUCAGUGAUUGACAAAUCCGCAUUUAAUGAUCCAGUAGUAAUAGGAACAGAUGUUGUUAUAGCUAACAGCCCAACGGAAUGCCUUGUUUACAUCGGAGCGUUUGUAGCCUUUCACAUAAUGCUUAAAGUAUUACUCAACAAAUAUGUCCUUCGACUCUACCAGGAUGGAGACAAUUACAUAGCCGUGUUCAGAGGGCACAUGUUCAAUACCAUCUUCAAACACAAGUUCCAUCUGAAGGAAUUCAAGAAGCUGAAUCCCACUAUUCUAGUGUCCUGGGGCGACGCUAGAUUUGACCUAGGAAAUAAGCAUGGGAUAAUCCUUGAGAACUACUUUAAAACUCCGGAGCAUUUUAAUUAUUUAUUGUACAAAAAUCAGAGACACAAGCCUGAGGAAGAUGAGGAAUAAUUACUAAGUACUAGUCAUUUAAAAAUCUAUCAAUACCAAUACCAACCAAUAUUUAUGUAAUAAAGUAGUACAUAAAUA
Molecule: messenger RNA, 869 nt
Organism: Leguminivora glycinivorella
Lineage: Eukaryota; Metazoa; Arthropoda; Insecta; Lepidoptera; Tortricidae
Exons: 1
Coding region: 147-791 (214 amino acids)
Source: RefSeq, a predicted model, not a curated record